Messenger RNA from Anastrepha ludens (Mexican fruit fly), 774 nucleotides. RefSeq lists its product as uncharacterized. The coding region runs from base 1 to 774 and encodes 257 amino acids. Lineage: Eukaryota; Metazoa; Arthropoda; Insecta; Diptera; Tephritidae. The transcript is spliced from 2 exons. The record is from RefSeq and is a predicted model, not a curated record.
AUGCACAAAGUAGCGGGAUUUCGUGUGCCGCGAUUCUAUUUCCCACAUGGUGCGGCUUCGGAUUUGGAGCUGCAUGUGUUCGUUGACGCUAGCGAAGAGGCCUUCGCUGCUGUCGCCUACUGGAGGUCAAGAAAGCCGACUGGUGAAGUUGGUGUUACGUUAGUUUGUGCGAAGACGAAGUGCGCUCCACUGAAGGCCGUAACCAUUCCACCCCUGGAAUUGGAAGCAGCCGUCCUGGGUGUACGUUUACGGAAAUUGAUAUUGGAAAAUCACCAAAUACGUCCUGAACGAUGCUUCUUAUGGAGCGACUCUAGAACUAUCUUGAAGUGGAUUGGAAGCGAACAUCAACGCUACAAACCGUAUGUGGCGCACCGCGUUGCAGAGAUUUUAGAUGGGAGUGAGGUUCGCGAAUGGCGAUGGGUGCCAACGAAAGACAAUGCAGCCGAUGAUGCGACAAAAAGCCAUGGGAGUGUUGAUUUCUCACUAAAAUCUCGCUGGCUACAGGGUCCGAAUUUUCUGAGACGCGAUGAAGAGACGUGGCCUGCUGAAGAAAACAUCAGCAAGAUCUUUGUGGAAGCAGAUGAAGAGCUCCACUACAAUCGUUUCUCAAAUUUACUUAGAUUAAAAAGAGCAGUAGCGUGGGUUCUUCGAUUCAUAAACCGCUGCCGUAAACGGGAGCUGAAAUAUCUGGAAUAUGGACUUACUGCUGUUGAACUGGAAGCCGCGGAGCACGUAUUAUGGCUACGCGUUCAAUCGGAAUCGUUUACUUCAUAA